UUUUCAAUAAAGUUUUUGAUUUUAAAACGUUAGGGGGAAUAUGAUGGAUUCAGCUUGUAAAACAGAAGAACUUUUUAUGUGUCGUGUCUGCGAGUCGCCGGAUUUGUUGAUCAAUAUUUUUAUAAACGAAACUCAUCAAAUAGUUGAAAAGAUUUGUUUCUGCGCUUCAGUACAGAUAUCCGAAAGCGAUGGACUGCCACAGCAUAUUUGCUCAAGAUGUUUUUCUGAUUUGGAAGUUGCAUAUGCAUUCCGUAAACGUUGCGAACAAAAAGAUUACGAGUUUCGACAUUUUGCGGAACUCAAAACAGAAGACUUCCCAACUGAAGCCGAUUAUUUAGAAGAAGAAUCAGAAAAUAACGAUAACAAAGAAGAAAUAGGAAAUAUCGAUUAUACAGAAGUACUAGAAAACGACGAUUAUGAGGAAGAAAGAUACGUUCACGAGCCAAUCCAGAAUGAACAACAAUCGACUCCUGAAGCUGAACCGAAUGUUGAGUUGCUAGAACCGGAUGAAACAAGUUUUGACUCAAAAGACUGCGACGAUACAUCUGAAAAUGAGUCCUCUAAAUCAUACCAGUGCGAAACCUGCGGAGAGGUUUUUUCGGUAAGGCAUGAGUAUCACAUACAUAUCAGAGUACACGGAAACAAGCGGUUUCAAUGCAAAACAUGCUUUAAAUGGUUCUCAAGACGAAAUAAAUGUGCAGCUCAUGAGUUGUCCCAUUUGGGCAUUCAAAAGCGAUAUCCUUGCGAGCAAUGUCCACUGGAUUUCAACUGUCGUCCGGCAUUGGUUCGACACAUUACAGGGGUGCAUGAAAAGCGUCGAGAUUUUAUUUGCAAGCUCUGCGGCAAAAGUUUUGCCCAGAAAAGUGGACUUCAAACUCACCAAUCUGUUCACAACGGAAAAACAUACAAGUGUUCAAAAUGUCCAUCAACAUACAAAGAUAAACGGUUUUGGUUACGGCACGAACAGCUUCACUUGCCCUUUGAAGAGAGGGAUCCUACACUAAUAUUCCAAACUCCCCCGCAAAUAAAGAAACCAAGGAAAUAUGUUUGUUCUUAUUGUGGUAAAAUUUCGAACAAUCAAAUGACACACGUUGUGCAUGAGCGAUACCAUUUGGAUGAAAGGCCUUACCCUUGUCAAAUAUGCGACAAAAGAUUCCGAAGUUCUUCUCAGCGCAACAAACAUAUGCGUAUUCACACAGGCGUGAAACCUUUCAAGUGCGAAACCUGCGGAUCAUGUUUUCGGGAAAAAUCCCACUUGACUACACAUAAUCUAACGCAUACGCAAAAAAGAGAACACGUAUGCCUGAUAUGCUCCAAGGCGUUUGCAUUGAAGGCAACUCUCAGAUCGCAUAUGAAAUGUCAUUCGGUUUUUGCUGAAAAUAAACCAUAAA
This is a messenger RNA of Toxorhynchites rutilus septentrionalis, 1391 nucleotides long. Its product is annotated as zinc finger protein OZF-like. Gene Ontology annotation, molecular function: zinc ion binding. Bases 41 to 1390 code for a protein of 449 amino acids. Gene Ontology annotation, cellular component: nucleus. The record is from RefSeq and is a predicted model, not a curated record. Lineage: Eukaryota; Metazoa; Arthropoda; Insecta; Diptera; Culicidae. The transcript is spliced from 2 exons.